CAGAGUUUUCUGUACCUGACUUUACAUCACAACACUGUCAGAUUGUUGUUGUGUUGUUAUUUCAGACAUCUGAACUGUUGAAGAAAAUGUUUCUCAUGUUUGUUUUUCUCUCUUUCUGCUUCACUUCUCUGGUUGGUGUGUUUGGUGAUGAAGUGAAGUCAGUGAUGGAGGGAGAUUCUGUUACUCUACACAGUAAUGUUACUGAAAUAAAGAGCGACGGUCAGAUACUCUGGAGCUUUGGACCUCAAAAGUCUCUCAUAGCUAAAAUUAAUAGAGAAGCUAAUAUAGUCUCAAUAAAUGAUGAUGUUCUUGAUGGGAGAUUCAGAGACAGACUGCAGAUAAAUGAUCAGACUGGAGAUCUCACCAUCACAAACAUCAAUACUGAAGACUCUGGACUUUAUCAAAUAAACAUCAUCAGCAAGAAGACGUCCUCACACAGAUUCAAUGUUAUUGUCUAUGCUCCUCUGCCCAAUCCUAAUAUCAACAGAGACUGUACACAAAAUUCUAUAUUAUCAUCAAUCUCAAACUGUUCAUUAUUGUGUUCAGUGAUGAAUGUGAGAGAUGUGAGUCUGUCCUGGUACAAAGGAAACAGUUUAUUGUCCAGCAUCAGUGUGUCUGAUCUCAACAUCAGACUCUCUCUACCUCUGGAGGUUGAAUAUCAGGAUACAAACACAUACAGCUGUGUACUCAACAAUACCAUCACAAACCAAACUCAACAUCUCAACAUCACUCAUCUCUGUCACAAGUGUUCAGGCCGGCGAAGUGCUGGUGGUCUAACUGGCAGCGAUUAA
Molecule: messenger RNA, 791 nt
Organism: Misgurnus anguillicaudatus (oriental weatherfish)
Lineage: Eukaryota; Metazoa; Chordata; Actinopteri; Cypriniformes; Cobitidae
Source: RefSeq, a predicted model, not a curated record